Messenger RNA from Ahaetulla prasina, 5731 nucleotides. RefSeq names its product calpain 10 (gene CAPN10). NCBI's taxonomy places the organism in Eukaryota, Metazoa, Chordata, Lepidosauria, Squamata, Colubridae. Gene Ontology annotation, molecular function: calcium-dependent cysteine-type endopeptidase activity. The transcript has 15 exons. Gene Ontology annotation, biological process: proteolysis. The record is from RefSeq and is a predicted model, not a curated record. The coding region runs from base 781 to 2805 and encodes 674 amino acids. Gene Ontology annotation, cellular component: cytoplasm.
AGGUGGGCAGCCUAGCAGGACCAGCAGCAGCGACGCCUAUCGAAGCGCUUGCAUCACCCGCGCCUGCGCACUACGCCCGAGCCAAAGCCUCGGCCAAAGCAAACGGAGCCACUUCCCCGCCUAUUCAAGGAAGGAGGCGGGGCUCCAAGGGGCCGCUGGGAGGCGUAGUUCCUCUCCUCCGGCAAAGGAUGCUGGGAACCCGGGGCGUCUCCUCGCUCCCGCUGCAUGCUGGGAACGGUAGUUUCCUAGUCUCCCAAGGUGGUGCCUUGGAACAGAUGCGCGGCCGGCGUUGGAGAUCGGCGGCAUCCAAGGCUCGGAUCGGGCGGUUUUGGGGGUCCGGCUGGAGAGAGGGGACCCCCCCCCCGCCUCUGCCCAGAUUUUGGGGAAAGCCUUGAGUAUCUGCUCUAUUUGUCAAUUUAUCAGAAUGGUAGCUGGGGUGCCGGGAAAGUUUAGCAACUACAGCUGAUGAAAAGACGAGACCAACAUGGCUGGAACAAAGCGCCUUGAGCCUGCCAAGUCCAUUUAAUGCAACGUUUCUGAAACUUGGCCACUUUGAGAUGGGUGGACUUCAAGUCCCAGAACCCUCCAUUGUUGGUUUACACAAGACUUGCUAAGUUUGAGAAACAUGGAUUUUUUGAAGCAAGGCCCAUGAUCACUGGAUAGGCCUCUUUUCCUGAAACGUCCCUCGCCUUGCCGUGUGUGUGGAAUUGUGCAGAUUUAAAUCAAGUCCCCCCCAGUUGCCUCUGAAGGGGCCUGCAGGUCCUUGCAGAUUUGUAAAAGAUGAUGGGCGUCGGGGUCCUGGCAGAUCCGAAGGGAGACCUUUACAAGGACCUCGCGUUUCCGGCUAGCGACGGUUCUCUGUUUUUCAACUGUUCUACUCCGUUGGCCCAGUUCAAAGGAGAAAUUUACUGGCUGAGACCUCAGGAGAUCUGCUCUUCGCCUCGCUUAUUUUCAGACAAUCAGCACGAAUGGCAGGUCAAGCAAGGCAUGCUGGGAGACUGCUGGUUUCUCUGUGCUUGUGCCGCUUUGCAGAAGAACAAAUACCUGCUCACCAAGGUGAUACCUCCAGGCCAGCCCAGUUGGAAGGAUGAGAAAUACCGCGGCUGCUUCACUUGUCGUAUCUGGCAGUUUGGCCACUGGGUAGAGGUGACCAUCGAUGAUCGGCUGCCUUGUCUGGGGGGCAAGCUCUGUUUCUCCCAGUGCCAGACGGAAGACGUAUUUUGGCUUCCCCUGCUGGAGAAAGCUUAUGCCAAGGUUCAUGGGUCUUAUGAACAGCUCUGGGCAGGACAGGUAGCCGAUGCCCUUGUUGAUCUGACCGGAGGCCUUGCGGAACGCUGGUCGCUGAAAGACCUGAGCCAAAAUCCUGAACGGGAGCGGGCCGGCAAAGUCUUGGAGAAAACGGUGUUCAGACGGUUGAUGAACCUGAAGGAGAAAUGUGUCAUGAGCUGUUCCGUCUUCAGUUCACGGCAAGGGACCAGCCAGCUGGGAGAGUUCCACGCCUUCAUUGUGGUUGACAUGCAGGAUCUUUCCAAAGUGUCCAGGAAAGAGACCAUCCUGCUGCGGAUCCGGAAUCCCUGGGGGAGGCGUUGCUGGAAAGGCCCUUGGAGGGAAGGAGGGCCUGGAUGGAAUCAAUUGGAUCCGGUGGUGGGCGCUGAACUUUUAUCCCAGCUGCAGGAGGGAGACUUUUGGGCUGAAGAAGAGGAAUUUUUCAUGGAAUUUGAUGAGGUCAUCACCGGAUAUCCUGUCACAGAAGAAGGACAGCUUCAGAGCCUUUACACUGACAAAGUGCUGAGCCACACGCAGAAGCUGUAUGGGUCCUGGGUGCGGGGGCAGUCUGCAGGGGGUUGCCGUAACAACAGCACCUUCCCCACGAACCCCAAGUUCUGGCUGAGAGUCUGCGAGCAGAGCGAGCUGUGCAUCGCCCUCCUGCAGAAGCCCCGGAAGCACAGCACCGAUUGGGCUGGCAGGAUUCGCGCCUGGCCUCGCCUCCCGGAAGCCGACCCGUCCCUGGUGGAUAACGUCCGAGGGAAGAAUUACCAUGCCGUGGGCUUGCACAUAUGGAAGAUUGAGAAGAAACAGUUCAACCUUCCCAAGACGUUCUCCGCGCCCCCGGUAGCGAGCACGGCGUGUCAUUCCUUCAACCGAGAGGUGCAUCUCCAUUGUGAGCUUUCUCCUGGAUACUACCUGGUCGUUCCCAGCACUUUCUUGAACAAUACGGAAGGGAAUUUCCUGCUCCGGGUUUUCUCCAGUGGCAGAAUUUCUCUCAGUGAGAUCAAGCUGCCUUUGCUGGAUAACACCAUCCACGAAGCGUUCCCAGGGGGCGAGUGGGAGACGGCUCAGCUGGAGGGAUCGUGGAAGAAAGGCCACAGCGCCGGGGGCAGCCGCAACUUCCCUUCGUUCCACACCAAUCCCUGCUUCCCUUUGUCGGUUCCCGCCGGGUUUGGACAGAGAAGCGUCAAGGUGUCCCUCCGUCAGCACUGCCCGGAUAACAAGUGCCGUCCCAUUGGCUUUCAUAUCUUCCAGGUUCCCAGUGACAACAACCAUGUGAAAAUGGCCUCCACGGCUUUCCUGCAAUUGGAGCCGGUGGUUAGUUGUGUGCCUCAUUGCUACUCUCAGGAAAUAAGUCAGACGUGUCGGCUGCCUUCAGGGAAUUACGCCAUUGUCCCAUCGACAUACUUGCCCGACACGGAGGGCAGCUUUACAGUGAUUGUAGCAAGGAAGAUAGACAGGAAGAGCAUUUGGAGCAAGGAGACUUUGGGACAAAGGCUGCAAGAGGUCUCUUUCAAGGCUGUGAUGAAAAUGUAAUUUUUGGAGUGAUCCUUUUCCUGCAGGAAGACAUAAGGGAGACCUUUAGAAGGAAGCCAAACUUGUUUUAGUUUAAAUUGAAAUCAUUCCAAAAUCUACGUUGGAUCUCCAAGCUUCUUGGGUUAGAAGAACAUCUGUGACUUUUAACCAACUUUUCUGUAGAAACAAACUUGAGUGACAUCCCAGCUCAAGUUUCCCUCCUGUUUUGGUUUUUUUUUCCCCCUUUUUUAAAAAAAUACAUAUCUGAAUUUCAACUGAUGUUGAAAUCGUCAAAAUUUCUUCCUGGUUUUGCCUGUGUUUCUAUUCCUUUCGUUUCUCAUUCCGGCCACCUUUAAACAUCGAUGAAAAUUUGUGUACAUGUGAUGAUGUUCAAAUUGGUUUUGGGUCCGUGGCGAAUAAUAUUCUUUCGGUGUGGUGUGCGUGCUUGUAUUUUCGUAGCGAUCAGCACUUCUGCAGAGAGAUAGGAUUGCCAACGAAAACGGAAGGAACGAUGCUGGAAAAAGAAGAUGCGGUUAUAAAACACGUCAGAAAAGUUGAAGCUGCAAAAAAGUUGGAAUGCGCCACAAUCGGAGCUUUGGCCGUCCAAAAGAUUUUGAAUUUGAACUAUUCCAAUUUUCCUCCCUGGCCUCAUCUUGAGUUGAAAAAAAAAUAAAAUGAGACAUUUUGAUUAUUGAUGAAGUGUUUUGGGCUCAAAACUGAGGGUUUUUUGAAAGCGAACCAAAGAUGCUUUGAGCUGGAAAUAUUUUCCUAAAUGAUCAAGACAAUCUUUCAAAAUGCGCGUCAGCCAUUUUGUGUUCAAAGGGAGACGUUUUACAGUCGAGAGAGGUCAGAAUGAAUGGGUUUUGCACACCGCCAGUGCUGGGUUCUUCUAGUCUGUAGGGCUCAAGAGCAAUAAAAUUAGAGCAUAAAUUUGGUUUCCAGUAUACAAACAUCAGUGUCUGCAUGAUGUGGUCAAAACAGGGUAAGUGGAUUUGUGAAUUCUGUAGUGUAUAUAGUGACAUCAUUUUAUCACAAGCGUCCGUUGGGUUAUUUGCGCAAGACAUCAUUAUGGCUUGUGCUGGACUCUUUUAUCACAUGGUAGGUCUGCUCUAAACCAGGUUCCGGCCCUGUUUAAACCUGGUCUAGGCCAGCCCAGAGAUCCUAGCUCUCCAGAUACUUCUGAGAGACUGUGGCAUUGGUCCUCCACUGUGGAUUCGUUUGUUGUUUUAUAGUGCAGUUUUCCUCUUGGGCAUCACCCGUACCGGAACCAUUGGCUUCUUUAUGACUUGUGGACUUCAACUAUAAGGGCCGGUUUAGCUCACGCUGGUAAAGCCUGUUAUUAAGAACACAGUAGCCUGCAAUUACUGCAGGUUCGAGCCUGGCCCAAGGUUGACUCAGCCUUCCAUCCUUUAUAAGGUAGGUAAAAUGAGGACCCAGAUUGUUGGGGGGGCAAUAAGUUGACUUUGUAAAUAUACAAAUAGAAUGAGACUAUUGCCUUAUACACUGUAAGCCGCCCUGAGUCUUCGGAGAAGGGCGGGGUAUAAAUGUAAACAAAAACAAAAAAAAAAACUCCCAGAAUUCCUAGGCUGGCUCAGGAAUUCUGGGAGUUGAAGUCCACAAGUCAUAAAAGAGGUCCAAUGGUUCCUCACCACUGUUAUAAACAAACAUCCCUCAACAUUGAUCUUGAACUCUUCGUGAGCUGUUGUUGAGCAGCACAGGAAGCACCUUAAAUUCCCCCAUAAGAGCACGACGGAAGCGGGAGACAGCGUGGCAAAUUGGCAGAGAAGAGAUUUACACCGCGAAAUCUCUCUGGCGCUCCAUUUCCUGCUCAACUCUUUAUUUAUUUAUUUAUUUAUUUAUUAUGAAACUUAUUUGCCGCCUAUCUCGGGUCAAAGGCUAAAUAAAUGUUCGGGUGCUGCCCAAGAAAAAGAUGGCGCAAAAACGAGUUGAACUGGCGGUUGUUGGAAGAAAAGAGUUAUUCGUGGCUUUCUUUAGGACAGUGUUUCUCCACCUGGGCAAAUUGAAGAUGGGCGGACUUCAACUCCCAGAGUUCCCCAGCCAGCAUGUGGGAUUCUGGGAGUUGGAGUCCACCCGAUUUCAAGUUGCCGCAGUUGAGAAACACCGUUCUAGUGUGCGUUUCCUUGACAAUUUUUCAACGUCUAUCCCAUUUCAUCUCUCCAUUUUCUUCCAUCUUUUGUUUCUUCACCCUUUUUCCUUAUUUUUGUUAUUUAAAUUUCAUCUCUCCAUUUCCUUCACCUUUCCUAUCUUCAGUCCGGUGUUUCCCUUAUUUUUGUUAUUUAAAUUUCGUCUGUUCAUUUUCUCCACCUUUCCUUUCGUCAGUCCAACGUUUCUCUUAUUUUUGCUAUUUAAAUUUCAUCUCUCCAUUUCCUUCACCUUUCCUUUCGUCAGUCCAAAAAAAAAUUUUUUUCCCCUUAUUUUUGUUACUUAAAGAGAGUCACAUUUGCUGGUCAAAGAACAUCUGGGGAAAAAAAAUGCUGUCCGUUUCCCAUCCCUGCCAAAAUACACGGUCCCAUUUUCCCUUUUAUUAUCUAGGUAAUUGAGACCGUGGCAGAGUUAAAAUACAACUAUUCAGGGAAGUGAUUUCUGGAAAAGAUUAUACUCAAUGGAGUGGCAAAGAUUUUUAUGGUGUUUCUGUCAUAAAAAAACGUCGAUCAGGAAGGUUGGAAAUACCUUAUAAAAGGAAGAAAUGCGAUAUCAGGCAAAAUAUAAAUCUGGAUUAUUAUUUUGCUAUCCCGACUUUCCUUCCAGUAGCUCAUACAGUAUUCGUUUCAUUUUCCCUCAGUAUCGUUGGAGAGCAUUUUUUAAAAGAUUAAGAUUUGGAAACACUGUGUUUUCAUUUUGUUUCUAAAUAAGUGAGGUGGUGUUGAAAUGUCUUUUGAAAUAAAAAUAAUAAUAAUAAAAAUGUGGACUAGCAAUAUGAAAAAAA